AUGGACGGUGAUCUUUCCCAACUAGGGUUCCUACAAGAGGUGGAUAGGUUCUUCGAUGUCUUACGUGAGAAGACCCUCCGAGACCGACCCGAUAAUAUCCCAGAAUAUGUGAUGCAGAAUUGUAGAAAGGUUGCAGACACUCUCAGGAAGGAUUCAUGCGACAUCAUCCCGGAUGCUGCCGCACCUGAAUUGAAGGAAAGAGCACUUACUAUUGUCGUGCUUGGGGCAAGCGGUGACUUGGCGAGGAAUAAAACGUUCCCGGCGCUGUUUCAACUAUUCUGUAACGGAUUAAUUCCGCGAACGAUUAACAUUGUCGGCUACGCUCGCACCAAAAUGCCUGACGUGGAGCAAUGGAAAAAAGAGAGCCUAGCUAAGCAUUUUCCUCGGACUAAGGAUCGCUGCCCCCAUAUUGAGGCUUUCUUGAAGACAAUCACCUAUAUCUCGGGCUCGUAUGACGGUGCGGAGGAUUUUUUUCGUCUUAACGACGUGAUAACAAAAUUUGAGGAGUCGUUUCCAGGAAAACAGAAAGGAGGCAACAGGUUGUUCUACCUUGCGUUACCACCUUCUGUAUUUAUGCAUGCGUGCACGGGGAUUCGCACUCAUGUGAUGCAGAAACCGGGCCUGGGGUGGGUUCGAAUAAUUAUUGAAAAACCAUUCGGGCACGACACGGAAAGUUCUAAUGAACUUUCGAGGCAGUUGGAGCCUCUUUUCGAAGAAUCCCAAAUUUUUCGAAUCGAUCAUUAUCUUGGGAAGGAAAUGGUGCAAAAUAUUGUUGUCACCCGCUUCGCCAACCGUGUUUUCAGUGCACUAUGGAACAAUAAUAACAUCGCGUGCGUCCGGAUCACUUUUAAGGAGUCUAUCGGGACGGAGGGCCGCGGUGGUUACUUUGACAAGGCGGGUAUUAUCCGCGACGUGGUGCAAAACCACCUUACCCAGAUCCUUUCACUGUUAGCAAUGGAGAAACCACGCUCACUAAGCCCAGAGGAUAUACGUGAUGAAAAGGUAAUUGUACUAAGGCAUGUGAAUCCCGUGACUCCCGCCGACUGCGUGUUGGGACAGUACACGAGGUCUGAAGACGGUUCUAUUCCUGGUUACCUGGAGGAUCCAACGGUGCCGAGGGGAAGUAAAUGCGCGACAUUCGUGGUACUUCGACUGUUCAUUAACAACGACCGCUGGGACGGUGUGCCAUUCAUCAUAGAGGCGGGGAAAGCGGUGGAGCGGCGCUAUCUCGGCAUACGCAUCCAGUUUAAGGAUGAAAUCCGCCCCUUUGGAGUUGCCGCACAGCGCAACGAACUGAUCAUACGAGCGCAGCCCUCGGAGGCAAUGUAUUUGAGACUUACCGCAAAAACACCCGGCGUUCUCUCAGACACUCACCAGACCGAACUUGACCUCUCCUACGAACAUCGUUACAACAUAACUCUGCCAGAUGCCUAUGAGAGCCUCAUUCACGAAGCACUUCUGGGGAGGUCCACCAAUUUCGUUCGAAAGGAUGAACUCGAUGCCGCGUGGAGGAUCUACACACCACUCUUGGAGGCUAUUGAACGUGGAGAAACCACAACGUACCCCUACUCCGCUGGGUCAAAGGGGCCGGCGGAAGCACAAAAGUUUGUUGAUGACACUGGGUUUAAACCUCUCACAGGGGAUAUUUACCAGCAGCGGAAGCUUCAUCAUUUGUAA
Molecule: messenger RNA, 1677 nt
Organism: Trypanosoma brucei brucei TREU927
Lineage: Eukaryota; Euglenozoa; Kinetoplastea; Trypanosomatida; Trypanosomatidae
Product: glucose-6-phosphate 1-dehydrogenase
Exons: 1
Coding region: 1-1677 (558 amino acids)
Biological process (GO): pentose-phosphate shunt, oxidative branch; glucose metabolic process
Molecular function (GO): NADP binding; glucose-6-phosphate dehydrogenase activity
Source: RefSeq, a predicted model, not a curated record